Messenger RNA from Leptidea sinapis, 1434 nucleotides. It is a transcript of the gene pelo, whose product is annotated as protein pelota. The coding region runs from base 128 to 1291 and encodes 387 amino acids. Gene Ontology annotation, cellular component: cytoplasm. The transcript is spliced from 7 exons. NCBI's taxonomy places the organism in Eukaryota, Metazoa, Arthropoda, Insecta, Lepidoptera, Pieridae. The record is from RefSeq and is a predicted model, not a curated record. Gene Ontology annotation, biological process: nuclear-transcribed mRNA catabolic process, non-stop decay; ribosome disassembly; RNA surveillance.
UUUCCCAUAAAUAUGUCAAUGAUUGUCAAAGGUGUUCGCUAAUUUGCUAAAAAUUAAUUUAAAAACAAUAUGUUCCCCCAAGCGAAUAUUCUUUUUAAAUAUUAACUGGAGACACAUUAAAUUCACUAUGAAGUUAGUUUUUCGAAAUAUCGAAAAAGAUGGCAGUGGGAAUAUCGCUCUGGUACCUGAGGAAUCUGAAGAUAUGUGGCAUGCAUUCAAUUUAAUUGCUGAAGGUGAUGCUGUAACAGCAUCCACCGUUCGUAAAGUUCAAAAUGAAUCCUCGACAGGUUCUUCCACCAGCAGUAGAGUGAGAACAACGCUCACAAUUUCUGUAGAAAAUAUAGACUUCGAUACACAAGCUUGUGUUUUACGCCUUAAAGGACGAAAUAUUGUUGAAAACCAAUAUGUCAAGAUGGGGGCCUAUCAUACAUUAGACUUAGAGCUAAAUAGAAAAUUCAUACUACAAAAGACAUUAUGGGAUUCUGUGGCUUUGGAAAGAGUAGAUAUGGCAUGUGAUCCCGCAGCAUCUGCUGAUGUAGCUGCCGUUGUAAUGCAGGAAGGCCUAGCACAUGUCUGUCUCAUAACACCAUCUAUGACAUUAGUGAGGUCUAAGAUUGAUAUGACUAUCCCUCGGAAACGUAAAGGUUUUGUGCAACAACAUGAAAAGGGUUUGGCAAAAUUUUAUGAAGCAGUAAUGCAAGGGAUUCUCAGGCAUAUUGACUUUAGUGUAGUCAAAUGCAUAAUAUUGGCAUCACCUGGAUUUGUAAAGGACCAAUUUUUUGAUUACAUGAUACAACAGGCUGUUAAAACGGACAACAAGUUACUUAUAGACAACAAAUCCAAAUUUCUACUUGUUAAAGCUUCUUCUGGCUUCAAACACUCAUUGAAAGAAGUUCUGCAGGAACCGUCUGUGAUGGUGAAGAUAUCAGACACAAAGGCAGCCAGUGAAGUUAAACUGUUAGAGGGUUUUUAUCUUAUGCUACAGAUGGAACCUUCGAAAGCAUUUUAUGGAAAGAAGGAUGUUAUGAGAGCAAAUGAGGCAAUGGCAAUCGAGACGUUAAUGAUAUCUGAUAAGUUAUUUAGAUGUCAAGAUGUCCAGAAAAGAAAAGAGUAUGUUGAACUUGUUGACUCAGCACGGGAUAAUGGUGCUGAUGUAAGGAUAUUCUCGAGCAUGCAUGUUUCUGGGGAACAAUUAGACCAACUAACUGGAGUGGCAGCGAUCUUACGUUUUCCCAUGCCGGAGUUAGAAGAGAGUGAAGGAGAAAAUAAUAGUGACUCAGAUUCUGAUUAACACCUUUCUUUAUAUUGAUGUUGAUAAUAUAAUUAUUGUCAAACUUGUUAAAUAAAGAAAUAUCGAAGUAUGUAUAUGAUGUAAUAUAAUGUACAAACGAAUUAUUUAAUUGUUAUUUAAUAAGAUAUUUUAAAUAUAAAACA